AUGGAUUUGAUUGUUAAGGUAGGCUUGUCUAAGACAAUUGCCAAUGUGGGACCUUUUUAUCCACAACUAAUCAAGGAGUUCAUUGUGAAUUUGCCUUCAAAGUUCAAUGAUCCAAGCAGUCUUGACUAUCAGACUGUUCAUAUUCGAGGCUCUAUGUUUAAGAUUUCUCAUGGUUUUUUGGGAAACACUAUGGUGUCUGGCUCUCAGUCUUUGCAUCCAUCUAAUGAUGAAUUGGCUCCUGUCUCAUCUGGAGGUAUAUUGUCAAUUUGGCAGGUGAAUGAGAUUCCAGCUUUAUCUCUUAGUGUUAAAUAUGUCAUACUCUAUAUGAUUGACAUUACAAAAUGGCUUCCUUCCUUGCAUGCAUCUACUGUUUCUGUGCCUCUAGGAACAUUAUUUAUGUAUCAAAUUUCUAAUGAUGAAUCUGUUGAUAUUGGUCUUUUUAUAUAUAAUCAGUUGUUGAGGCAUGUUGGGAGGCUUGGUGUGAAGAUUCCAAUUCCUCUACCUCGGUUUUUCUCAAGCUUAUUGAUUCAUCUGAACUCUGAUAACAUGACUGCUAAUGAUGCCUCUGGUCCUAAUUCGAAGACCUUGUCUUUAAGUUAUAGGCUAUUUCAAGGUAGUCAUGUUCCUAAUUUAGAACAUGACAUGCGACCCUCCGGAAACCCUCUUGCGUUCGAUAUCGAUACUGAUGAUAUUGAUGGUUCUGCUGAAGGAUUUCCUCGUGAUUUAGCCUCAAGAUUUAUCAACAGUCUCACGGUUGAAUCUCGAGCUCUCUCUACAUUUGUCAAUUUGUUACCUGAUAGAAGAUUGGAGGUGAAUUCUCUUGUUCGUCAUCUCAAAACGCUUAUUCCUUCUUCGAGUGUAGCUGAUUAG
Cucumis melo (muskmelon) is the source of this 870-nucleotide messenger RNA. RefSeq lists its product as uncharacterized. The record is from RefSeq and is a predicted model, not a curated record. Bases 1 to 870 code for a protein of 289 amino acids. The transcript has a single exon. Lineage: Eukaryota; Viridiplantae; Streptophyta; Magnoliopsida; Cucurbitales; Cucurbitaceae.